AUGAAGUUUGUUGUGAUUAAAACGAAAGUAGGUCUUCUCGAAAAAUUCGCAGAAUUACAAAGAACUGACAACAUAUUUGAAACAGAUCGAGAUAAACUCCAGUUGUCAUCAUGGUUUGGAAAAGAAUGCCAUUUCAAACUUCUGUACAAAAUUAGCAGAGACGGUGGAUCACCUCAGACAUUCCACAAUCUGUGUGACAACAAAGGACCCACUGUGACCAUCUUCUACAACACGGAUAACAAUGUGUACGGGGGAUAUCUGUCAGACAGCUGGAGAAAUGGUCCUGCAGAGCCCUGGCGAGAACCACCGGUCUGGAAAUCAAAGACGCUUGACAGUCUGAAAGAGUUCAUCAGGUCCUUUCAACCUAAAGAAGAGUUGAAUGUUCCGGAAGUAAACAUUCUCCUCGUCGGUCAGGUCGGUGCAGGGAAAUCCAGUGUCGUCAACACGAUCAACUCCGUGUGGAAAGGGGAGAUCUCUUCCAGAUCCUGGGCUGGAAGUUCCGAGCACAGUCUAACAACGAGUUUUACUAAGUUUCGGAUAUCCGACCCUUCUACUGGAACAUAUUUAAAAUUCCGGCUAUGUGAUAUGAGAGGUUUGGAAGAGACCAUGGAUGUAAAAUCCGAGGAUAUAGCAUUUCUACUGGACGGAAAUCUUCCUAACAAAUACAAGUUUAAUCCUGCGGCUCGUGCCACCAAGGACACCCCUGGAUUUAUAAAAGAACCCACGAUGAAAGACAUGAUACACACUGUAGUAUUUGUGAUUGACGGCAGCAAUGUUGAGGUGAUGCCAGACGGGAUCAUUAAGAAGCUAAAGGAUAUAAAGGAGAUGCUGAUCGAGAGAGAUGUUCCUCUUUUGGUGCUUGUUACGAAGAUUGACAAGGUUUGUAGUGAUGUCGACAAAGAUGUCGAAGAAGUUUUCUUUAGCAACGCCGUAAAGAAAACUGUUGAUAAAGUGUCGGAUAUUAUUGCUAUCCCACGAUCCCACGUACUUCCGGUAAAGAAUUACGAAAAAGAGAGGACUCUGCAGAACAACAUAUGUAUACUCGCCAUGGAAGCUUUAAAACAGGCUCUUCUGUUUUGUCAAGAUUUUCUGGAAAACCAAUCUUAAACAAAAAAAUACUUUUUUUUUUAGAAAUAGUCAAAUGUUAUAGUAAUAUUUAUGACAGUGUACGUUGUCAGUUAGUUAAUUAAAUUCACUGAUGAAUAGCCUGCUUAAAUCUAUUAAAGU
Molecule: messenger RNA, 1227 nt
Organism: Magallana angulata
Lineage: Eukaryota; Metazoa; Mollusca; Bivalvia; Ostreida; Ostreidae
Product: interferon-induced protein 44-like
Exons: 8
Coding region: 1-1107 (368 amino acids)
Molecular function (GO): GTP binding
Source: RefSeq, a predicted model, not a curated record